AUGCCAGCCGCCCGCCUGUCCUCCUUCAAGGCUCCUUCACGAGAGCGCCGACCUCCCCUCGCCGCCUUGGCUGCCGCCACGGAGCGCGUCCGCGCCGGAACGCUAAGUCGGCAGGACGCGCACCACCUGUUCGACGAAUUGCUGAGCCAAGCCGCGACAGUCCCAGUACGCAAGCUGAACAACUUUCUUGCCGCCCUCGCCCGUGCACCGCCCUCAACUGCCUGCAGCGAUGGUCCGGGCCUUGCCAUCGCCCUCUUCAACCGCAUGUCCCGAGGCGCUGGUGCACGGGUGGUGUCGCCCACGCUCUGUACCUAUUCCAUCCUCAUUGACUGCUGCUGCCGUGCACGCCGCCCGGACUUGGUGGUUGCCUUCUUCGGCCGCCUCCUCAGGUUGGGGCUGCUCUUGGAGGUCAUCUCCUUCAACAAUCUCCUCAAGGGGCUUUGCCAGGCCAAGCGCUCAAAUGAGGCUUUGGACAUGCUGCUCCACCGGACACCUGAACUACACUGUGCGCCUGAUGUCUUCUCGUACAACAUAGUAAUCAACGGCUGCUUGAAAGAAGGUGAAGUAGACAAAGCGUGCAAUCUCUUCCAUGAGAUGCCCCAACUGGGAGUUCAACCUGAUGUGGUGACCUACACCUCAAUCAUGGACGCACUAAGCAAGUCCGGAGCAAUGGACAAGGCAGAAGUGCUCCUUCGGCAAAUGGUUGAUCAAGGAAUUGAACCCAAUAUCAAGACAUAUAGCUAUCUGAUCCAUGGAUAUUCUACUUUUGGUCAGUGGAAGGAGGCACUUAGGGUAUUCAAAGAAAUGGCAAGUCUUGGUGUUGUACCAGACGUUGUCACGUUGACCUCAUUAAUCGAUUCCCUUUGCAAGCACAGAAGGACAAAGGAAGCUAGAGAAAUUUUUGACUCUAUGGCUGCAAAGGGCCUGAAACCUAAUAUCGUCUCCUACUCUACUAUGCUUAAUGGGUAUGUCAAAGAAGGAUCCUUCGAGGAUAUGACUGAUCUCUUCAAUUCGAUGGUACGGAAUGGUAUCGUACCUAACCACCAUAUUUUCAACAUACUGAUCAAUGCAUAUGCUAAACGUGGAGUGAUGGAUGAGGCUAUGCACAUGUUCGAAGUAAUGAGGCAACAAGGAGUAAACCCGGAUGUAUUUGACUAUCAAAUCAUAAUGGAUUCACUUUGCAAAAUGGGUAGGAUGGAUGCUGCUCUGGACAAAUUUAAUCAGAUGGUCAAUCAAGGAGUUUCACCUAACAAAGCUGUUUACCAAUGCCUGGUUCUGGGUUCUUGCUCUCAUGGUCAUUUUGUGAAAGCCAAGGAAUUGAUUUCUGAAGUGGUUAAUAGAGGUCUGUGUUCUAACAGUGUGUUCUUCUAUCCUGUAAUAAACGGCCUUUGCAAAGAAGGAAAGGUAAAGGAGGCACAGGAUAUGUUUGACUUCAUCCUAGGUAUUGGUCAGCGGCCUGAUGUGAUUAUGUACACUUCACUGAUGGAUGGAUAUUGCCUUGUUGGCGAGGUGGAGAAAGCACUGAGUGUACUCGAUGCUAUGAAAUCUGCUGGCCUUCAACCUGAUGAUGUUGUAUAUGCUACACUUCUUAACGGUUACUGUAAAAUUGGAAGGAUCGCCGAUGGAUUGAGCCUUUUCAGGGAAAUGUCACUCAGCGGGGUUAAGCCCAUGACUAUUAUAUACAACAUUAUACUGGAUGGGCUGUUUUGCUCCGGGAGAACAGUUUGUGCAAAGGAAAAAUUCAAUACGAUGACUGAAAGUGGCAUACCAGUGGGCGUUGACACAUACAACAUAGUUCUUAGUGGACUUUGUAGAAACAAUUGCACUGAUGAAGCAAUAGAGCUGUUCAAGAAACUACGUGCAACGAACGUGAAGAUUGAUGUCAUAACACUCACUACCAUGAUUUCUGCAAUGUUUAAAACUAGGAGAAUUGAAGAGGCCAAGGAUUUGUUUGCUACUAUAUCAGCCAUUGGGUUGGUGCCUUCUGUUGUGACUUACAGUGUAAUGAUGACGAAUUUCAUAAAAGAAGGGUUGCUGGCAGAGGCUGAUGAUAUGUUUUUAACAAUGGAGAAGGCUAGCUGUGCUUCCAACUCCAGUCUGCUAAAUCAAGUGGUCAGGGCGUUGCUGGAAAAAGGUGCAGUUGUAAAGGCUGCAACUUAUCUCGCUAAACUUGAUGCUAAACAGCUGUCAGUUGAAGCUUCAACGAUUUCGUUAAUAGUAUCUCUCUUCUCAAGGGAAGGGAAACUAAGGGAGCAUGUAGAGUUGCUUCCAGUAAAGUACCAGCCUCCUCAGAUACUUGAUGCUAUGAAGUCUGCUGGCCUCCAACCUACUACUGUUACGUAUGGUAUACUUCUUAAUGGCUACUGUAAAAUUGGAAGGAUCGCCGCUGGAUUGAGUCUUUUCAAGGAAAUGUCACUCAGCGGGGUUAAGCCCAUUACUAUUAUGUACAACAUUAUACUUGAUGGGCUGUUUUGCUCUGGGAGAACAGUUUGUGCAAAGGAAAAAUUCCAUACGAUGAAUGAAAGUGGCAUACCAGUGGGCGUUGACACAUACAACAUAGUUCUUAGUGGACUUUGUAAAAACAAUUGCACUGAUGAAGCAAUAGAGCUGUUCAAGGAAUUACGUGCUAAGAACGUGAAGAUUAAUGUCAUGAUACUCAAUACUAUGAUUUUUUGCAAUGUUUAA
Triticum turgidum subsp. durum (durum wheat) is the source of this 2685-nucleotide messenger RNA. The record is from the annotation of a GenBank genome assembly. NCBI's taxonomy places the organism in Eukaryota, Viridiplantae, Streptophyta, Magnoliopsida, Poales, Poaceae.